GUCGGAGGUGAGAGCGGUGGCACAGGAAGUGGAAGCCGGAGCGGCGCUGCCUCUCAUUCUCUCGCAGCCCGCGGCGCGCACGAGGGAUUCCCGCGUGAGCCUGUGUUUUUCGGGCCGCUGCCGCGCGCCGCGUCGCCAUGAGCCUCCCCCUCAACCCCAAGCCCUUCCUGAACGGGCUGACGGGGAAGCCGGUGAUGGUGAAGCUGAAGUGGGGGAUGGAGUACAAGGGCUACCUCGUCUCCGUCGACGGCUACAUGAACAUGCAGCUUGCAAACACAGAGGAGUAUAUAGACGGUGCGUUGUCUGGACACCUGGGUGAAGUUUUGAUAAGGUGCAAUAAUGUUUUGUACAUCAGAGGUGUGGAAGAAGAGGAAGAAGAUGGAGAAAUGAGAGAAUAGGUGUUUUGUAUAUCUGGAAAUAAAUUUUUUUGUUGUUU
Messenger RNA from Grus americana (Whooping crane), 436 nucleotides. It is a transcript of the gene SNRPF, whose product is annotated as small nuclear ribonucleoprotein polypeptide F. Gene Ontology annotation, molecular function: RNA binding. The record is from RefSeq and is a predicted model, not a curated record. Bases 138 to 398 code for a protein of 86 amino acids. The transcript has 4 exons. Lineage: Eukaryota; Metazoa; Chordata; Aves; Gruiformes; Gruidae. Gene Ontology annotation, cellular component: U1 snRNP; catalytic step 2 spliceosome. Gene Ontology annotation, biological process: spliceosomal snRNP assembly; mRNA splicing, via spliceosome.